Molecule: messenger RNA, 2856 nt
Organism: Lytechinus variegatus (green sea urchin)
Lineage: Eukaryota; Metazoa; Echinodermata; Echinoidea; Temnopleuroida; Toxopneustidae
Gene: dcaf4
Product: DDB1- and CUL4-associated factor 4-like
Exons: 14
Coding region: 380-2389 (669 amino acids)
Cellular component (GO): Cul4-RING E3 ubiquitin ligase complex
Molecular function (GO): protein binding
Source: RefSeq, a predicted model, not a curated record
AACAAGCCCCACGGCCACGUUAUUUUCCAUGAUAUAACAGUGUAAGGGGCCUCGAUAACGAGUAUACUAAUAUAGCCGUCAUCCGAGCCCCACACACGUGCGAAUGCUGGGACAAGCGCAUUGGACGGGGCCUGUGUCGCGACUAUCUUAGAAUGCAAGCUUAAUAUAUACUCGUGAUAUAGGCCCCGCUCUUGUGUUGGAGUGACUGAAGUGCCGUAGUGCGGGGCCUAUAUAACGGUUAUAGUACUAUACUCGUGAAACAGGCCCCGCGAACGGACAUUCUGAGCCAUUCAACACAGCAGCGGGGCCUAUAUCACGAGUAUAUAUAGUGAGCUGAAGUUAGCAACCUAGAUAUUGAGGGCUGCUCCGAUCUUCAGAGAUGUCUUCAGAAGGAGGAGGAAGAAAGCGCAAAAGGAGACGAAGAAGAAAUAAACCAACAGCAUGCAAAGACACUUGUGAAAAUGCAGAUGAAGAUCUAAUUCAACUUGGAUGUCAAGAGCAAGAGGACUCUCCAGGAACCUCACUUGAAGGCAAUCCAGGGUCAUUGACUGACAAGCCCAGCAGAGAUCAAUCAUCAAGAGACUUAUCAUCUUCCUCCAAAUUUCCAUCUUAUUCCAAGAGAAAAGGCAAAAUCAGAUUAAAAGGCAAAAGCAGUUGCAGGGAUGCAGAUGACAAUGUCAGCCAACCCAAAUCUCGGCAACAUGAAGAUUCUCUAACAACUUCUGCCACAGUGUCAUCAACUCCCAACCUCGGCACCGAUCAGCAGCCAUCAAGAGACUUACCCUCUUCAAACUGGCCUUCGUUUUCCAAGAAGAGAAAGAAAGGCAGGUCAAGAAAAGCCUCACAACCUGCCAACUCUCAACCUGAUUCAAGAAUCAUUAUCAAUAAUUCACAAAUGACUUUGGAGAUGUUGCAUCUGUGCCAUGUUGCCACAACCUCAACUUCUGGGACGAGUCGUAGUCCAGACAAUGGAAGCGUUCGGGCAGAUAACCCAAAUAUUAAAAAGAAAGUGGCAAAGAUACCAGGGUUCUACUACGAUGAAGAGAAGAAGAGAUACUUCCGCAUUCUUCCUGGCCACAGCGGUGGUAACGUCGUGACUACAGAGACCAUUCGUCAGAAAGCAGCCGAGAAGAAACGUCAAUGUUACUUUGAUAAAAGAUGUUUAUUUGAGCGAGCCUUACAUGUACAAAAGUUGCCAACUACUAAAGUGGUGAAAUCUCUAGUUCAACUGCAGGAGAACAGAAGGAGAGGGAAUUGUAGAUCUUCUUACUUCAAGAGAGUGGCUCACGAGACUGCUGUAAGGCAGAUGGAGAUAAAACCAAGCAGUCAGGUGUCUCCUUUUCCUGACCAGUAUUUCAGUGGUUCAUCGGGAUACAUCAGUAAAUUUGAGUUGGAUAGCAGGCAGAAGCAUGUUCUCAUGGUGUUUUCUGACGACUAUUUAAGCAGAUUGUGGCAGGGUGAGGUGGUGCGCAGGAGAAGUCCAGAGACCGGUCAAGAAGAAGUGACCAUCGCCAAAUGGUCAAAGGUCAACAUCUUGAACACACAGAACGUCUCAAAGAUUUCUCAUGCAAGCUGGGCUCAAGUAAGGGAAGGAGAAAACAUGUAUGCACUAUAUGCUUUAUCUGGUGGAUCGUCAAACAUAGUUCAACUUGUCAAGUGUCCAACAGAUGAAGGUGGUCUUGCACAUAUAAGUUACAGCUAUAAAUGUAUCUCCAAAUCUGCAUGGACAUGUGCCUGGAGUAAUAGCACUACCCUUCCUGCUCAUCUAGCUAUAGGUUCUGAUAAGAAGGCACUAGUAAUUGACACCCUUUCAUCAAGGGAACAGUCUGUUUAUACAGGUCGAAGUGAUGUCUUUGCUCAAGCAUUUUCCAGAAAGAGUCCUAUUCUGUAUAAUGGAACCCGUUCUGGUGAGGUUCUUGGGGCUGAUCUGAGACUACCAUCUGAUCGCCAUGGUAACAUGACAACUCAGCUGAAGCAUUGGGUCUCUGUAUGUAGCCUUAAACUACUCAAAGAUGAAAACUAUGUCCUGGUCCGUAGUAUUGGCGCAGAGAUCAAACUUUGGGACCUCAGGAAGCAGAGUUCAAUCGUGCAAGAGUUCGAUGGUCACGGCAAUGGGAGCCACCAUCUUCCCGUCAAGCUGGACUCUACAGAGACCAUCGUGUAUGCAGUUGGUGAGGAUAAAUACACCCGGGUCUGGAGCCUGAAAUCCGGUGACCGUCUCCACACCAUACCCUGUCCAUCGGCCUGCCAAAGGGACAGCACCCCCGUGGCCAUCUACUCCCAAGAGUUCAGUUGCCAUGCCCAACCGGGCUUCUUCCUCGGUCAGGAGAGGCAGAUACAUUGGUAUCCAAUGAGGACUCCAGAAUCCCUUAUUACCGAGAUCGGAUGAAGGAGCGAUGGAGGAGGAGCUUAAUGGUCUAGUGGUUCUGCCGACUCUUGCCUUUCAAUCAGAGGGUCGUGGGUUCCAAUCCCAGCCAUGGAGUUAAGUUCCUUCAAUUAGGGAUUUAUCCACCACACUCUGCCGCACACGACCCAGGUGAGGUAAAUGUGGAUACCUUGCAGGAAGUAGUCAUUCUUGCCUGUAUGCCUAUGCACCUUGAAGGUAGCCAGCUACGGGCAGGGUAAUAAUGACAAUUAAGUGCCUUGAGAACUCUAAAGAGUGGAUAUGAUUACUUUAUAGUUUGCAUUAUUAUAAUGAUCAUGAUUUCAGAGUGCAAGACUGUUCUUCUUUUUGAUUUUCCUAUGUUUUCCUGACAGCCUUUUUCCUUUGGUAAUAAGCCAGUAUAAUCUGCACAUGGACAGUAAAUGUCCUAUGAACCAAAAACCCAUCAAGAAAAUGCAGACUAUUCUAUGGAA